Oryzias latipes (Japanese medaka) is the source of this 2880-nucleotide messenger RNA. RefSeq names its product histamine receptor H2a (gene hrh2a). Gene Ontology annotation, cellular component: plasma membrane. Gene Ontology annotation, biological process: chemical synaptic transmission; regulation of appetite; adenylate cyclase-activating adrenergic receptor signaling pathway. Gene Ontology annotation, molecular function: G protein-coupled serotonin receptor activity. The record is from RefSeq and is a predicted model, not a curated record. Lineage: Eukaryota; Metazoa; Chordata; Actinopteri; Beloniformes; Adrianichthyidae.
UGCACACUUAAGCACAGCAAGACAAUAUAGGAGCUAUUAAGAUAAUUUCACAAGCAAUUACUCUAAGACGAAAAAAAAAGAGCAAGAGAGUGAGGGAUAGGUAGCUUUGACGAAACUGGCUUCCACUCGCUCUUCCUCUCUUGUCUUCCUGCACUCUCUCACAAGCUCAUUACCCACCCUCUCUUUAGAAGAGACUUGGGAGCAGAUCAGAAAAGCAGAAACAUUCCUGACAGAGCGGGAAAAGCAACCUGCAGGUGUCAGUACAAGCAUUGAAAAUGAUUUCUUCAGUGAACAAGCAAGUAAAAAGAAGCGACUUCUAGAGCCAUGGAGGUGCUGGGUUGUCUCUUUCAGAAGAAAAAACUAAAAGCAAACUUCUGAUGGAUAAACUUAAUGGAUAAACACUUGAAAGUCUAAUUCUUUUGGGAUUAUCAGAGCAAAAAGAUAACAAGGAGUUUGGAAAAGCUAAAGCCUGGAGAAUGUAAUGCAAAGAAGAUCUAUGUUUCAAAACUUUCACUGAAUAUCUCACAGAAAAUAUGAACAAGCUAGAGCGUCAGUUUUUUUAUAAAGUAAACAUCUUUCAACUAAUUAAAAAAGUCACAAUGCCACCAGUGAAAAACCACUAAUAAUGUUGUCAAAAGUGGUGCUGGGUGUCAUUCUGUCUCUCCUCAUCCUCCUGACUGUGGGUGGUAAUGUGCUGGUGUGUCUGGCUGUCUGUGCCUCUCGACGCCUCCGCUGCCUCACCAACUGCUUCAUCGUGUCGCUGGCUGUGACAGACCUGCUGCUCGGCCUCCUAGUCCUCCCCUUCUCUGCCCUCAUCCUCAUCAGUGACGACUGGCCCCUGGGUCCUGUCUUCUGCAACUUCUACAUCUCUAUGGAUGUCAUGCUGUGCACUGCCUCCAUUCUCACAUUGCUGGCCAUAAGUGUGGACCGCUACCUGGCAGUGACCAUGCCUCUGAGGUAUGGCUCCAUAGUGGUGCCAUGGAGAGUUGGAGUAGCCAUGAUGAGUGUUUGGAUAGUGUCUGUGGCCUUGUCUUUCUUGCCCAUCCAAAUGGGCUGGAACACGGUUAACGGGACCGUGCAGAACCAAGGACCGUGGGCUUCAGAAAGGAGGUGUCGCUUUGAGCUGAACAGACCUUAUGUCCUCACAGACUCCCUUCUCACAUUUUACCUGCCGCUGGUUGCCAUGUGCUGGACCUAUCUCCAAAUACUACGCAUUGCACGGGUGCAGGCCAAACGCAUCAUCAACACCAGACCAACUUGCGUUACCAGCUACGACUGCAGGAGUAAUCCUCCCACCAGCACCACUCUUGCUUGCAGUGUUACAGCCGUGGCACUGCGGGAGCACAAAGCCACAGUGACUCUGGCAGCUGUGAUUGGCGCAUUUGUGGUGUGUUGGUUACCCUAUUUCAUUCUAUUCACAGUGUUGGGACUGAGGGAGCAUCCAGACCCUGCCAUUGUCCCGGCAUACCCUGUUGUGCUGUGGCUUGGAUAUGCCAACUCAGCCCUCAAUCCUUUCCUGUACGGCGUUCUGAACAGGGACUUUAGGGCAGCAUACACCCAUCUACUGAUAUGCCACUUCCAUUCUUACAGUGGCUGUAGGAUCAAAAAGUCAUCGCCUACCACAGGAGCAGCCAGAGAGCAUCUCACUGAGAUGAUACUGCUGUGUGGCCAAACCCCUGCCACCUGCAGGGCAGCUAUAACAGAUCAAAAUGUCAUGCAUGAGGGAAAAAACAGCAGGACAGCAACAACAGCUAUCCACUUUGCAAAUGGCACUGCUGUCACAGAUGUCACUGGUAAUGACAGGGAAACUGCUCUACAGUGUGUAUUUAUGCUACACUUCACUUACACAAACGGAAAAUGUUGCAGAGUGUGCCCCAGUGGAAACAUGAAGAACCACAACUUGGAGUAGGGAAAUAGAAAUUUCAUUACCAAUGGAUGUUUAGUGUGAAUCAUUGGGUGAAUGCCAGUUAGGAAUAAAGCACAAGUUGGAGGUGAAUCAACCUGAGUCCUUGGAGUGUGAAGCAUGCAACGCUGCUGUAGUUUUGUGUCAACACCGAAGGAUACAACCACACUUACGUACGUCUUCAUGUUGUAGUGUGAAGCUGAGAAAUGUAUAUAGAUUCAUUAUGUAACUAAGGAUUGAAUGUAUGGCAUGCAACGUUCAUUAAACAGAAUUUUAAAAAUUCACAACAAUACUAAUAAAAGCAGCUGAAGAAAUAACUGGCGAUAACACCAUUCUUAUGGGCUGUUAAGUGAGGAUUUGUGUUACCACAGUACAGCGCAAACAAUUCAUCAUGGCUGUCAACAAACACCGCUUUGCAUUUCUGCCACAUUAACACCUCACCCUUUCAGAUUCCACUCUGCUUCCUUAGAGAACAAAUGAAAGAGCCCACUUAUACAUAUUUAUGGUAAAUGUUUCACAAGUCAUUUGGCCUUGUGGUAGCCGUCCGUUUAUGAUAUAUGGGUCUAUAUUCACUCAUUUUAAAUAUCAGGGAACAUUGCUGGCAUUGAAGUCAAAGGCAAACGCCUAACGUUUCCUAAUUUUAUUUUUGUGGUCACACCUCAGAUGUUAGACUUUGAACAAAAAAGAAUAAUCUUAAGUAUGACUCAAAAAUAGGUGAAAUAAAUUACACUCCCAAGAAAAUGCAAACAUGGCACUGCUUUUAUAGAGAAAGGAAAGGAUCAUCUCUUGCCCAUUUGGUUCUGAUACCAAGAGGACGGUGACAUGCUGCAGGAUCAGGCCUAAACUUCCAUGGAUCCUGAUUAGUCACUUCACUCAGUGUAUAUAGACGAUGAAGGGUAAGUUAAUGUGGCGAGGUGUGAGAAAAACCUUCGGUUUCAUCUAUGUGGAUUUUUCUAGGGAGCAAAAAGAUUCCUGUC